UCUGGAUGAUGCCUCCGGAGGAAUGCCAACAUCUUUCUAUACUUCUAAAGAUCAUGAAUGCAAAGAAGACACUUGAGCUUGGUGUGUUCACAGGUUAUUCACUCCUUGCGACAGCACUAGCAUUACCGGCGGAGGGCAAGGUCACAGCAAUCGACAUUAACAGAUCCAACUUUGAGAUAGGACUGCCAUUUAUUCAAAAAGCAGGAGUUGAGGACAAGAUUAAUUUUAUUGAAUCAGACGCUCUCUCUGCUCUUGAUAAAAUGCUCCAGGAGGUUAAGGAAGAUGAGUUGUUUGAUUUUGCAUUUGUUGAUGCUGAGAAGUUAAACUAUGGAGAAUACCAUGAACGCUUGCUUAAACUCGUGAAGAUUGGAGGAGUUAUUGUCUAUGAUGAUACUCUUUGGUCUGGUCGUGUGGUUGCUCCGGUGGGUACUCCUCUUUCUGAGUAUGAUGCCAAAGUCAUAGACUACUUUCUGAAGUUUAAUAAGUUUUUGGCUGCUGACUCCCGGAUUGAGAUAUCACAGGUUUCUAUUGGUGAUGGACUCACCAUCUGUAUGCGUCUUAUCUAAUUAUGUGGUUUGAUUAUACUAAAAAACUUAAACUAUUGGGUGGAGAUCGACCCAAGCUUGUGAACCCAUGUGGCACCUCUUUAUCAGUGAUGUGGGGCAUCCCAUGACAUAUAUCUUAAUUUACAUUGCAUAUUUGAGCA
Phoenix dactylifera (date palm) is the source of this 706-nucleotide messenger RNA. NCBI's taxonomy places the organism in Eukaryota, Viridiplantae, Streptophyta, Magnoliopsida, Arecales, Arecaceae. The record is from RefSeq and is a predicted model, not a curated record.